GUUGGUGCUGUGAGGAUGUGGUGGUUCCCGGGUGUCCUCUCAGAGCAGUGGCUGCUCUCUGUCACACUGCUGCUGGCCUGGCUGCUGUUCUGGCUCAGAAAGAAAGAAAAAGGUGGCGAUGACCUCCCAGCAUCUGAAUGUGAAAGCAAGACGACCUCGAGCUCUGGUCCACCGGGGGAUGCUGACAGCUCCAGCUCCAGCUCCAGUUCCAGGACCAGGACCAGGACCAUGGCACAACCGGCUUCCACCGACCCCACCAAGAUGGGAGAGGGCCGGGCGAUCGCCGUGCUGACCUCGGGAGGCGAUGCCCAGGGUAUGAAUGCAGCUGUGAGGGCCACAGUUCGAGUGGGGAUUUACACUGGAGCCAAGGUGUAUUUCGUCCAUGAGGGUUACCAGGGUCUGGUGGACGGAGGAGACCAUAUCCGCCUUGCUACUUGGGAGAGUGUGUCAAUGAUGUUGCAGCUGGGUGGGACUGUGAUUGGAAGUGCCCGCUGUCAGGAUUUCCGCACCAAGGAGGGACGCACCAAAGCCGCCUGUAACUUGGUCAAGUUGGGCAUCACCAACCUAUGUGUGAUCGGUGGCGAUGGCAGUCUGACGGGCGCCGACCAGUUCAGAAAAGAGUGGAGUGAGCUGCUGGUGGACCUAGUCAAAACUGGUAAGAUCACGUCAGCCGAGGCCAAGGGUUCCUCCCAUCUCAACAUCGUCGGCAUGGUGGGCUCCAUUGACAACGACUUCUGCGGCACCGACAUGACCAUCGGCACGGACUCCGCCCUGCACCGCAUCAUAGAGAUAGUGGACGCCAUCACCACCACAGCACAGAGUCACCAGAGGACCUUCAUCCUGGAGGUAAUGGGUCGGCACUGUGGUUACCUGGCGUUGGUGACGGCUCUGGCCUGCGGCGCUGACUGGGUGUUCAUCCCAGAGAUGCCCCCAGAUGUGGAAUGGGAGGAGCAUCUGUGCAGAAGACUGAAAGAUCAAAGAAGCCGCGGCUCCCGUUUGAAUAUUAUCAUCGUUGCAGAGGGAGCGAUGGACCGCAGCGGGAAAGCUAUCACAUGUGACGACGUCAAACAGCUGGUAUCAACGAAGCUAGGCUUUGACACCCGCACCACCAUCUUGGGCCACGUGCAGAGAGGAGGAACCCCCUCUGCCUUUGACAGAAUCCUGGGCAGCAGGAUGGGUGUGGAGGCCGUGAUGGCUCUGCUGGAGGCGACUCCAGACACUCCCGCAUGUGUGGUCAGCCUGUCUGGGAACAUGGCCGUCAGGCUGCCGCUCAUGGAGUGCGUGCAAGUGACUAAAGAUGUCACCACGGCCAUGAGUGAGGGGAGGUUUGAAGACGCGGUGAAGCUCAGGGGAAAGAGCUUUGAGAACAACUGGAACACUUACAAAAUGCUGGCUCAUCUGCACCCCCCAGACACAAAGAGUAAUAUCAACAUUGCCUUAUUGAACGUGGGAGCUCCGUGUGCCGGAAUGAAUGCUACAGUUCGUGCUGCUGUCAGGACCGGGCUCCUCCAGGGCCACACGAUGCUGGGGGUGCACGACGGUUUCGAUGGCUUGGCUCAUGGAAUGAUUGAGCCUAUUGCUUGGUCCGGAGUGGCAGGAUGGGUUGGAAAGGGGGGCUCCCUGCUGGGCACAAAGAGGUCCCUGCCACUUGACUUCAUGGAGGAGAUCAGUCUGAGCAUCGCAAAGCACAACAUUCAUGCUGUAGUCAUUAUUGGAGGCUUUGAGGCAUUUGUUGGGGGUCUGCAGAUGGUGCAGGCUCGAGAGAAGUAUGAGGAACUUUGUCUUCCCAUUGUCGUUAUUCCUGCUACCGUCUCCAACAAUGUUCCUGGAUCUGACUUCAGUGUUGGCACUGACACUGCACUUAACACUAUUACCAUGACGUGCGACAGGAUCAAACAAUCGGCUGCCGGCACCAAGAGAAGAGUGUUCAUUGUUGAGACUAUGGGAGGAUACUGCGGCUACCUGGCAACUAUGUCUGGCUUGGCAUCUGGAGCUGACGCUGCUUACAUUUACGAGGAGCAUUUCAACAUUCAUGACCUUGAGAUGAACGUGGAACAUCUGGUGGAGAAGAUGAAGACCACGGUGAAGAGAGGGCUGAUUCUCAGAAAUGAGAAAUGCAAUGCCAACUACACCACAGACUUUAUCUUCAACCUGUACACAGAGGAGGGCAAGGGUGUGUUUGACUGCAGGAAGAACGUACUUGGACACAUGCAGCAGGGUGGAACCCCCAGCCCCUUCGACAGGAAUUUUGGCACCAAGAUGGGGAUCAAGUCUGUGUUAUGGUUGACUGACAAGCUGAAGGAAUGCUACAGACAUGGUCGUAUCUUUGCCAACUCUCCAGAUUCAGCCUGCGUGCUGGGCAUGAGGAAGAGAUCUUUGGUCUUCCAGCCUCUGGCAGAACUUAAGGAUCACACUGACUUUGAACAUCGUAUUCCAAAGGUACAGUGGUGGCUAAAGAUGAGACCCAUCCUGAAAAUCCUGGCUCAUUACAAGAUCGAUCUGGACACCACUGAAAAGACGACGAUGGAACACGUCAUCAAGAAGAGAACCGUAAUUGCUUAGUAGCCUUUCUGUGUCUGACCGUCCUCUGUUAAAAAGCACUUUGUAAACUCUAUCUCUGAAAAGUGCAAUAUAAAUAAAAAUAAUUAUAUCACCAAAACACAC
Messenger RNA from Sebastes umbrosus (honeycomb rockfish), 2664 nucleotides. RefSeq names its product phosphofructokinase, muscle b (gene pfkmb). Gene Ontology annotation, molecular function: fructose-6-phosphate binding; AMP binding; monosaccharide binding. The record is from RefSeq and is a predicted model, not a curated record. Gene Ontology annotation, biological process: fructose 6-phosphate metabolic process; fructose 1,6-bisphosphate metabolic process; canonical glycolysis. Lineage: Eukaryota; Metazoa; Chordata; Actinopteri; Perciformes; Sebastidae. Gene Ontology annotation, cellular component: cytoplasm; 6-phosphofructokinase complex; membrane. The transcript has 24 exons. Bases 16 to 2562 code for a protein of 848 amino acids.